This is a messenger RNA of Diabrotica balteata, 939 nucleotides long. Lineage: Eukaryota; Metazoa; Arthropoda; Insecta; Coleoptera; Chrysomelidae. The record is from the annotation of a GenBank genome assembly.
AUGGAUAACAAUAAAAUCAAAUGUAAUGAGGGAAGUAGCAGUUGUAAAUUGGUACGCAUCCCUUCUAGAAGUUCGUUUAGCUCUCAAUCUCCUAAUAUUGUUGAUUCUAAUGCGGACCUUCAUUAUGUGAAUGAUUAUGAUGAUGUAUCAUCUACAUGUACAGAGGUCUCUGAUAAAAAUGUGGAGACCGAAGUACCAGAGGACGUGACGAUUAAUCAACAUAAAAGUAGGAAAAGGAAAGCUUGUCCAAAACAACGGAAAAGAAAUUUCAGAAAGUUUCUUACAAAUUCAGGUCAAAAAUACACCAAUGUUAACGGUAAUCUUGUACAGGCUCGCAGUUUAGGUCCAUCUUGCAAUCCAUAUAAAGGUAACACAUCAAUCCGUGGUUACAAUCAUGCAUUUUAUUUAGAAAACCGUGAUCAGAAAAAAAUUAAAGUGUGCAGAAGAUUUUUUAUAUCCACUAUUGGAGUUACUAAAAGAUGUAUUCGGACUGUUAUUAAGAAGACGGAAAGUGGCUUUAUAAGCAACGAUCAAACAGUAAAAGGUGGAAAACCUCUUUGUGGUCAUGAUGAAACGAAAGAAAGCAAUGGAAAAGGAUUGUUUCUGGAAAUUGUACAACUUCUUAAAAAAUAUGACCUUACAUUUAAGGUAUGCUUGGAAUCGGUCUUGAAAAACUGCACUGAUCUUAACAACUACAAUCAAAAUGAUAUUUUACGUUCUGUCAAAAAUGUAAGGGAUGUUCAGAAGGAAGUGAAAGGGAAACCUCUUUGUGUGAUUGCAGACGGUAAAACUUCUGAUGUCACUCACCACGAGCAGAUUGCUAUUAUUUUUAGAUGUAUCCCUAAAGGUAGUACUUUUCUAGGUGUAAGGCUGAUAGCAUUCAAACGUUUAAAUUUAACUGAUACAGAAAGCAUUUCUAAACCAAUAAAUUCUACUUGA